Molecule: messenger RNA, 1769 nt
Organism: Gekko japonicus
Lineage: Eukaryota; Metazoa; Chordata; Lepidosauria; Squamata; Gekkonidae
Product: zinc finger protein OZF-like
Exons: 1
Coding region: 41-1723 (560 amino acids)
Biological process (GO): regulation of transcription by RNA polymerase II
Molecular function (GO): DNA-binding transcription factor activity; RNA polymerase II cis-regulatory region sequence-specific DNA binding
Source: RefSeq, a predicted model, not a curated record
UGGCAGACAGCAUAAUGUACGUUUUGCAAAGCGGAGGAUAAUGAAGGCAUGUAAAGCCAUUAAAUGCCGAAAGUACUUCAGAAAUACAUCACAGCUCCUUGUGUACCGAAGAAUACAUAGAGGUGAGGAACCUUUUGAAUGCUCAGUGUGUGGAAAGAGAUUCAGUGACAGUAGCACUCUUCAGAAGCACCGAAGAACCCACGCAGGGGAGAAACCUUUUGAAUGCUCAGAGUGUGGAAAGAGAUUCAGUCGGAGUGGAAGUCUUCAACUGCACCAAAGAACCCACACAGGGGAGAAACCUUUUGAAUGCUCAGUGUGUGGAGAGAGAUUCAGUCAGAGUGGUACUCUUUGGAGGCACCAAAGAACACACACAGGGGAGAAACCUUUUGAAUGCUCAGAGUGUGGAAAGAGAUUCAGUCGGAGUUGCACUCUUCAACUGCACCAAAGAACCCACACGGGGGAGAAACCUUUUGAAUGCUCAGAGUGUGGAAAGACAUUCAGUCAUAGUAGCAACUUUCAUCAGCAUCAGAGAACCCACACAGGAGAGAAACCUUUUGAAUGCUCAGUAUGUGGAAAGAGAUUCAGUGACAGUAGCUCUCUUCAGAAGCACCGAAGAACCCACACAGGGGAGAAACCUUUUGAAUGCUCAGAGUGUGGAAAGACAUUUAGUCAUAGUAGCAAUUUUCAGCAGCAUCAGAGAACCCACACAGGAGAGAAACCUUUUGAAUGCUCAGAGUGUGGAAAGAGAUUCAGUCAGAGUGGUACACUUUGGAUGCACCAAAGAACCCACACAGGGGAGAAACCUUUUGAAUGCUCAGAGUGUGGAAAGAGAUUCAGUCACAGUGGCAAUCUUCAGGAGCACCAAAGAACCCACACAGGAGAGAAACCUUUUCAAUGUUCAGAGUGCGGAAAGAGAUUCCGUUGGAGUGGCAGUCUUCAAUAUCAUCAAAGAACCCACACAGGUGAAAAACCUUUUGAAUGCUCAGUAUGUGGAAAAAGAUUCAGUGAUAGUAGCACUCUUCAGAAUCAUCAAACAACCCACACAGGGGAGAAACCUUUUGAAUGUUCAGAGUGCGGAAAGAGAUUCAGUCGGAGUGGAAGUCUUCAGUGUCAUCAAAGAACCCACACAGGGGAGAAACCUUUUGAAUGUUCAGAGUGCGGAAAGAGAUUCAGUCGGAGUGGAAGUCUUCAAUGUCAUCAAAGAACCCACACAGGGGAGAAACCUUUUGAAUGUUCAGAGUGCGGAAAGAGAUUCAGUCGGAGUGGAAGUCUUCAAUGUCAUCAAAGAACCCACACAGGGGAGAAACCUUUUGAAUGUUCAGAGUGCGGAAAGAGAUUCAGUCGGAGUGGAAGUCUUCAAUGUCAUCAAAGAACCCACACAGGGGAGAAACCUUUUGAAUGUUCAGAGUGCGGAAAGAGAUUCAGUCGGAGUGGAAGUCUUCAAUGUCAUCAAAGAACCCACACAGGGGAGAAACCUUUUGAAUGUUCAGAGUGCGGAAAGAGAUUCAGUCGGAGUGGAAGUCUUCAAUGUCAUCAAAGAACCCACACAGGGGAGAAACCUUUUGAAUGCUCUGAGUGUGGGAAGAGAUUCAGUCAGAGUAGCGGUCUUCAUUAUCAUCAAAGAACCCACACAGGGAACAAACCAUUUGAAUGCUCAACAUCCAUACCUGCACUCAGGAGCUGCCAUAAGAGAGGCUCUCAUGCCAUGGCGACGCGACCCUAAUGAAGGAGGCCAACCUCCCUCCUGUCAAACUCGCUGACAUGUCGUC